AUUGAAAACUACAGCAAUCAGCUGCUUCCGGUUAUUUUUCUCAAUGAUAUAUCUAAUCUAUUGUUACAAUACACAAAACAAAGCACUUAUUUUGUGUAGUAUUAGUUUAAGCGUUGUGUCAUCUCCCAUAAACAUGAAAAUCCUGCAUUUGAAAAUAAGUAGAUGAAUAUGACAAAUCCUGACAUCGGUGCCUACGCCAACAAUAACUACGUUCCAGACAUUGGCCAAUACGGUCAAAGACCUGACAUCGUCAAUUACACCUCAAUGCAGAAUAACGUUGGACCAUGCAACUAUCCUGGAAAUUUCACAUUUGCUGUUCCUACAUCAGCAAGUCAGCUAAAUGCAGGUUUACAAUCAAACCAGCACAUAGGACUUUACUCCAGCACUUACAUGAACCCUCAGCAAGUGGUGCCAGGAAUGGGUGUGUCGUGGCAGCAUUCUGUCCCUAACAAUAUGCCAUGGACUGAUCAAGUGUAUGGUACAGUGAAUUCAGGUGUCACAACUUUCUCAGGCAAACCCACAGUUUCACAGAGUUACAGCACAGUGACAAGUCCAAGAGCAUCAUGCAGUGUCUCACCAAGGAGAAAUAAACGACAUGCAGUGGAAGAUAUUGAACCAAUUGCACCAGAAAACAAAAUUUUUCUGACAGAAGAAAAAAUGGCAGCUAGGAUGCAAAAUUUGAAUAUAAGCCCGAUGAACUCCUCUGCAGCCCUUGGACAACCUCUGCCUGAUGUUGUGUUGUCCAACAACAUGGAGCCACAGUAUUGUCAGGAAGCAGGGGAUCUCCAGCGUCUGAAAGAACUCGAAAAGAGACUGGAAGAAGAUGUAUCGGAGAGCAUGGACAGGGAGAAGUCUGGAAAAGAAAAAGGGAAGCCAAGGCUGAGGAUAAAACUAAACCUACCUGAUCAGGUCACGGCAGGCCUAUUUGACCCACAACCAAUUUUGCCACAAAAAAUUUUAGAGGAUAUAAACAAACCAAAUUUGCAAGUGGUUGUGUGGAAGCCUCCUUUAGGUAGACCUGCAGACUCUGAGAGUGAGGAGUUAAAAGACCAGGAAAACUCCUCAGACAAAGAGGAAGAGGAAACAGCACCUGUUAUAGAAAUGUUAGCGGAGGACAACAACUUGUCCUCAUCACUACCAUUACCAAGGAUACCUUCAGAAGACAUUAUGGAUAUUGAUAUCAUGGAUACCGAUUAACCAAGGUCAAAUGUUGAGAUUUGUUGUAACAUACAUUGGAUAGGAAGUGUCGGUUGAUGAAUGAAUGUAUAGUUUAACAUUGUAGUGAGGUGAAUAUAAGAUCGUGCAAAUUAGUUAUCUGAUGAAUAAAUGGUCACCUUUAAAAUCUACCUAAAGGAUCUGUGGUGUCCUGAUUUGGCAGACAGAUAUGUGGUGCAAUGUGGUGGGAUACACUUUUUUAAUUAUCAAACAUUUUCUAGUUGUUCGCAUCAACAGUCUCGAACCAUUACUGUUAUCAUUGUUGUUGUCAGAGGACUAAUCAUGACUUGUAUCAUUACAAAUGAACCUUCAUUACCCUAGUAAUCACACAUCAAACAUUUGUAAAUUUUCAACAUUUUCAGAUGUGCAUACAGUACACAGUUGUUGUCAUGUCUCAAAGACAUGUUGUUUGUAUAAGCUUUCAAAUUGAUUACGAGUUUGUCAAAUUGUCAAAAAGUACCGGCACUCUUUAACCUUUGUGGCUUUAAUUUCUGUUUCGGGCUAGUAUUGUAUUCAUACUGUAUAUACAUGUACCGGGCACAGAUUAUGAGAGGAUUUUGAUUAUCAUUUCAUUGAAUUGUUCAUUCUUAAAUUUUCAUUUCUUUUGUGACAUUUAUUAUAAAUUUUUAUGUUGUGAAAUUACACAAAAAUUCCAGUUGCUCAGGUAUUGCUGAGAAUCACUGCCAAGAAGUGCUUUAAAUGAAUUUAACCAUAAUUACUAAACACAUAUACUAAAUUUUACUUACUAAAAAUGCAUCAUUAUGUAUCAAGUUUUAUUUUAUCAUGCAACAUUGAGAUAUCAAUUUUUGUGCAGGGAUGAAAGAUAUCAUUGUAAGAUUACAAUAUUUUUUAUUUUUUCAACGAUUUCACUUGCAUGUAUUAAUGUACUGAGGUGUUUGGAAAUGUUUGAAAUGCAAUAUAUAUUAGCAAUAAAAUUGCAAAUGAAA
Messenger RNA from Magallana angulata, 2162 nucleotides. RefSeq lists its product as uncharacterized. Lineage: Eukaryota; Metazoa; Mollusca; Bivalvia; Ostreida; Ostreidae. The transcript is spliced from 8 exons. The record is from RefSeq and is a predicted model, not a curated record. The coding region runs from base 163 to 1197 and encodes 344 amino acids.